AAGGAUUUUAAAGUCCUCAGAAGAUCUGAAUGAUUCUGAGCAAAGCCUUGAGAAGAUCUGCCCUCUGUUGGUGCAGCAAAUACAAAUGCUUGACGAAGUUUUGUUGACAACAGUUCUCUAUCAAGUUUUAGACACAUUUCUUACAGCAUCUUCUACAGUUGAAGAACUUUCAGGUGUUACCAGACAGAUCCUGGUUGGACACUCUUCUACAGAGAUAGAUCUGAGUUUUAUACAGCCACGAGUUGAGGAUUUAAUAUCCUCAACUGAUCGAAUAAUCCAAGUGGCUAAUUUUAUCUCAGCAAUAGCUGUCAAUGCAAAGAGUUUGGAGAAUGUGGAGAACUCACGAGUAUGCCUCACAAGACUCAGGGCUCGGAUCGAACCGUUGUCACUGGAGCUGGUGGAUAAUUCAAUGCAAACUGUUCAAAAGCUCCAUGAGGUGUGUCAACAAUGGGAGGAGGAGACAAGUCAGCUUCAGGAUGCUCUCAGUGACAUAAUGGAUGUCAGGGAGUUCACCAGUAUCGCUAUCAAUGAGGUGGUCAAUGAUCAGAAUGGAUGUGACUCAGCGUACAGAGAGCAAAGCUACAAACUGUUUAAUGAACAUGCAGCCAAUCUUAUUUAUCACAUGAAGCUGGCAGUUCACUCAGUGAGGAGACACUUGGACAGAAGUAAUAACCCCAUCUACAGGAAUGGCCUCCUAGUCCUGCUCAAACAGGUUCAGUCAUCUCGAACCAAAGUGGGUGAGUCAGUCAGAGACAUGCUUUCAGGUUCCAGUCUUAAUGUGGAGGUAUAUUCUACUUUUUCAGAUAAUGUUUCCGUGGCUAUUCAGCAUUUUAAAGUGCUCAGAAAGGGACUGGAUGGCCAACAGCAUCCACAUCUCCUGAGUCCACUGCGAGAGGGGGCACGUCAGGAUGUAAUGUCACGGUCAUGUGCACCAGUCAAAGACACCUGUGAACUGAACCAGGAUCAUAUGAUAAGAGGCUCCCCUGUUUUGCAGGCUGUGGAGAGGGAUUCCCAAACUGAACAUGAGGAGGAGAACACAGAUGAGGAAACCAUAGAAGCAGAACUGGCUCAUAAAUAUGACAGUGAUGAUUUAAAGAUCCCAGCUGUCUACGAUAAGCCCAAACUGAUCCGCAAGCCUCUUGAAUUUGACCUUUUACCCCUCAUGUAUGAAGUUGUGACUGUGACUAAAGGGAAAGAUGUGACAGUGCUCAACAGGGCCUGCACUGCUGUUCUUGAGCUGUCGAACUGUUACGCUCAAGCUGCAAAGGAAGCCUCGGCCAUUGUUGAUGCAGUUGAUUGUCAGACGUUGGAAUGUUUUAAAGCAGAGCUGGUGUCACUGACUCCGCUGCUUGUCCAGACAGCUCAAGAGACGGCGAUGAGCUCGGCGAUGAGCACGGAGAGCAUCUACAAACACAGCACGCAGUUUACUGAUCUUAUCAACAAUACCCGAAAGGUUUUACUGCCAGUUGCUGGAACCUGGUAUCAUACUGUUUACACUGAGCUGCAAGGAAAUCUGCCAACAAAGGCAGCCACUGUUACACAGCAGCUAAAUGAAGUGAUGACUUUAGGUGCUGAUGUGGUCCAGCUCUUGACAUCGUCAGAUUUAGCCUCACAAAGCGACAGUCAAGAAACAUUCAGCGUUUUACACAACAAGCUGAACAAAGCCCAGAACAACACAAAGUAUCUGGUAGAGUUUGUCACCUCAGUGGAAGGGCAGGCAGAUCAGCUCGAGGGACUCUGUAUCCUCUGGGGCCUGUCUAUUCAAAUUUUGCUAAAUUCUCUUGAUAAGAUUUUGGGAACAUCGACUGCAAUGAACCAGCUGAGCCCUCAGAAACACCUAUCAGUGCUGUCAGAGAACUCACUUCGAAUCCAAGAGGCAGCGAGGCUAACCAGCCUAAAUUGUAAGAGUGCUUACAAAUCAAAACAGUUAACAGGACACCAGGAUGAACUAAAAACCCUGACUGACGCCUAUCUCAAAGCUGCCGAAGAGCUUGACACAACACCAAGUGUGAUGCAACUUGCAAAGUCUGAAUUCUUUCAGAGACAUCUUUUGAUUAAAAUUAAGGUGCUUUCUAGUCAUUUAAGCAAAGCAAAUAAGGAUUUUGAUAAAGCACUUCAAAAUAUUGUCAGCAUUGCUUAUUUUGCUGCUGAACACUUCAGGGAGAACAACACAGAAGAUGCAGAGCAGAAGUUUGAAAAUGCAGCUCAAACACUUUCUGAAAAUGUAAAACAAGCGACAAAGAGAGUCGAGGACUGCUUACAUUACGUCCGCGACCCACGUUCCCGUUCUAACCUGAGGUCUAUCAACGACCACCUGUCUUUUCAGAUCUCGGAUAUAAUCAGCAGAGCGAGGCUCAUCGUAGAGACUCAUUACAUUUGUGACACACUCAGUCUGGAUGUGCAGAUACAGUGCUGGUCUGCAAAAGCUCACUAUGUGGUGGAGGAGAUCAGGAAGCAGGAUGGGAUUCACCAAGAGGCUAAAGAGUACAUCAGAGCUGGUCUACAGGGCAGAGCACCUGAUGAUAUCAAAGAUGCGUUGGCUACAAUCCCAUUGAAAGUCAAGGAAGUGGAAUUUCCCUCUGACAUGACAAUGACAUCCUGGCAGAAAGGCAACACAGAAAACGUAGAAGCUGCAGAACCAGAUGUGAACGUGGCCGCUGUGGCCAAAUAUGAACCUGGAAAUAUGGAAAAAGAUGACAGUGUCUGGUCUGGCACAUUCAAAGAAUCUCCUUCGCUGACCCACACGUCUCUUUUCCUAAAGCAAGAAAGUGACAGCUGGGAUCCCAAGGACAACAGAAUUGUCCAGGUGACCAGGAAGAUGGCUGACACACUUUGUUACAUGACUCAGUACUUGAAGAAGAAAGGCCCAAUACCAAAUAAAGAGGCAUUUGUCAGUGCGGCCAAAGAUGUUAUCUCAAACUGUCAGUCAGUGACUCAGUUCAUCAGAGUUAUUGCCAACCACUGCCUGGAUAAACAGUGUACGGUUGAACUCUCCCUCAUAGUUGAGCAGAUUCUCACCAUCACCAACCAGCUCAACAUCAUCUCCAGUGUCAAUGCUGUAACACCUGGGUGCAAAUCAUCUGAUGAGAUCCUGGUGAAGAACACACAAAAUCUACUCCAGACGGUCUUGCGUGGGGUCCACGCUGCAGAAACAGCCUGCAUCACGGGUUUGAAGCAGCCUGAGCCGAACUCAGAUGGUGAAGAGGCUACAGCCUUGUGUUUCCAGUGGAGACGGAAACUGGAGAUCCAUCGAGCCCAGCAGACGUCUAACCUAGAGACUGAUGAGCUGGGUUUGAGGAAGACCUCAUCCCACCCUGUAGCACCUAGUCUUGCCCCACCAGUUGACUACAAGUGAUAACUGCCCCUUAAGCCUAACACAGAUAACAUUUUUGUUCUCGAGUUGAUAGAAUAACGUGACACCCACUCAGGAGCUUUUCACAGACUGUCAUGCUCAAGGACACCCCACCAAGUUCGAUGAAAUAAAGUAUUCUAUACUGAAGCUGAGAUUGGAUGUAAUGCUGGACAUAUUACUGGA
Messenger RNA from Epinephelus fuscoguttatus (brown-marbled grouper), 3535 nucleotides. RefSeq lists its product as uncharacterized. Gene Ontology annotation, biological process: cell migration; cell-cell adhesion. NCBI's taxonomy places the organism in Eukaryota, Metazoa, Chordata, Actinopteri, Perciformes, Serranidae. Gene Ontology annotation, cellular component: adherens junction; catenin complex. The record is from RefSeq and is a predicted model, not a curated record. The transcript has 5 exons. Gene Ontology annotation, molecular function: beta-catenin binding; actin filament binding. The coding region runs from base 86 to 3355 and encodes 1089 amino acids.